GAAGAGAGCAAUACACAGUCUAUCUGAUAGAGGGAGGGGAGGCGCCGCCGUCAGAUCCCGACCUAUGGCCUGACGCCCCGCGACAUGCCGCCCAUGCUUGCGGAGGCGCCGCCGCCAUCCUCCUCCUCCGCGAUCUGGUCGCGCCGCCGCGACGACAUCACCUUCGACCGCCUCGACAAGUUCUGGAGUGCCUUAUCGCCUCAGGCACGGCAUGAGCUCCUCAGAAUCGAUAAACAGACCCUCAUUGAGCAUGCUAGAAAGAAUUUGUACUGUUCAAGGUGCAAUGGGCUGCUUUUAGAAUGUUUUACACAAAUAGUCAUGCGUGGGAAGUCACUGCAUCAAGAGGGCUCAUGUGAAAUAGAUAAUGUUCAGGACCUAUCAGUUCAUAACUGGGGGGGGCUUUCAACAACAAGAGAAGGCAUCUUGACUCUUCUUGACUGCUUCAUAAAUGCAAAAUCCCUUCAUGUUCUCCAGAAUGUAUUUGACAAUGCACGAGCUAGGGAGCGUGAACGGGAAAUGCUUUAUCCUGAUGCAUGUGGUGGAGGAGGAAGAGGAUGGAUUAGCCCAGUAAUAGCUAAUUAUGGUAGGGGUCAUGGAAUACGAGACACAUGUGCUUUGCACACUGCACGCCUUUCUUGUGAUGCUCUGGUGGGUUUCUGGUUUGACCUGGGUGAAGAAACUAGAUCAUCUCUUCUACGGAUGAAGGAGGAAGAUUUCAUCGAAAGACUUAUGCAUAGGUUCGACAGCAAGAGAUUUUGCAGAGACUGCCGACGGAAUGUUAUUCGUGAAUUUAAGGAACUGAAAGAAUUAAAGCGCUUGCGUCGUGAACCUCGCUGCACUAGCUGGUUCUGUGUUGCUGACACGGCUUUCCAGUGUGAGGUGUUUGAGGAUGCUGUUCUAGUUGAUUGGCGCCAAUCUUUCUUGGAUCAUGACAGAUCCUAUAAUCGUUUUGAGUGGGCUAUUGGAACAGAUGAAGGAAAAUCUGAUAUACUGGGAUUUGAAAAUGUAGGAAUGAAUCGGCAAGUCCACAGGAAAGGCCUUGAUCUUGACCAGUUUGAAGAUUAUUUUGUUACUUUGAAAGCAUCGAGUCCAGAUGGCAGCUCCAGACAGUUCUGCGUGAAGGCACAUGCCUUGAAGGGCCAAUCAUGUGUUCAUCGCAGGCUGAUCGUGGGGGAUGGGUUUGUGACAAUUACUGAGGGAGAAAGCAUUGAAAGUUUCUUUGAGCAUGCUGAAGAAGCUGAGGAAGAGGAUGAAGAUGAUGCUAUGGAUAGGGAUGGAAAUGAUCCUGAUGUUGAUGGUGCUCAUCCACAGAAGCAUGCUAAGAGUCCUGAACUUGCGAGAGAGUUUCUUUUGGAUGCUGCUACAGUUAUAUUCAAAGAACAGGUUGAAAAAGCUUUGAGGGAAGCCACGGCACAACAAAAUGCACACAGCGUAUUUGUGUCCCUUGCAUUAAAACUGUUGGAAGAGCGGGUUCAUGUUGCAUGCAAAGAGAUAAUUACAUUGGAAAAACAGACCAAGCUUCUUGAGGAAGAGGAGAAAGAGAAGCGUGAAGAAGAAGAGCGCAGGGAGAGGAGGAGAACAAAAGAGAGAGAAAAGAAGCUUAGAAGAAAAGAACGGUUGAAAGAAAAGGAGAAAGAAAGGAUGCCCGUUCAGUCAAAACCUUCAAAUGAUACUUUGUCAUCACCUCUGAGCUACUCAGCGAUACCAGUUAAUGAUCAGUCACCAGACAUUUCCCACUCUGAAUACCCAGCUAGCGAUGACGAAGAUAGUGUUGUGGUCACAGAAUCAUUCUCUCCUGAUACCUCUGUUGAUCAAUCCCUAACAAGCAAACCUGAUGGACUGAACGAGUUCCGUUGCAGUACAACACCGGAACUUAUUCCAUCAGAUUGCAAUGGCACUUUCAUGUGUGAACAAUCUACAUCCUCAAGGAGGAAACUCAGAUUUAGAAGGGAUUCCCUUCAAGAACAGAGCACUGGUUUUUGGUAUGAAGAUUGCCAAGAUGACCAAGGGGCCAUUGGAGAUAUUCACUGGCAAUCUAGGGAGAGAGCAAGGAAUGCUGGUAGAGGUUGUAACUCUGCAUUUGGUGCAAAUAACCGAACAAGAGAAAGGUACGAGUACAACGCCUGCAGUUGUGGCCAACAGGAAGAUUAUAGGUACUUUUCUUCAACAGCUAGAUCAAGUAGGGAGAUGAAGAUGUCCAGGAAAACAAUAGUUGAGAAGCCCAGGUUGCAGUAUCGCCGGUGCUAUCCAUUGGAUAGCUUCAUAGUGUCAAAAGGAAGCCGUGUUGGCAGUACAUCAAACAAGAAUGUGGCUCCAAAACAAGUAUGGGAGCCAAUGGAUGCUAGAAAGAAAGCUAGCUUAGGGAGCUCAAAUGAUGCUUCUGAAACAGUUGAUGGUGCUGAUGGAUCCAAUCAAAUGGUAUCUUCAAAAGAUAUCGUCAAUAGCAAUCAAAAUCAUAACCUGGAGUGUGAAGUGCUAGCUGAGGCUUGUUCUGAUAGAGCUGGAGAAGCUUGCAGAUCAAAAACAGAUCAGCCACGUGAAAAUGGUGAAAAUAAUCGAGAUGCCUGCAAUGAUGAACCUCUUGUGGUGAACAAGCCAGAUUGCUGCCUGGCAAAAGAUGGUCAGAUGCCAACCAUGACCAGUUCAGAUAGCUCUUCAUGUCUAAGUGAGGGGGACAGAGAUAGUAGCAUGAGCAGCACCACCUCAUUGAGUGCUCAGAAUCCGGAAUCAUCAUCUACUUCCGAUUCAGAAGGAUCUUCAGAAAGGAAUAAUAGCAGCCCAGGCAAUCUGCCAACCAAGAGUGGUUCACGUUCAUUACUUGAGAUGUGUGCAGGAAAUGGUUUCAGAGAAUACCAGCCACAAAACAUUCACCCUCCUGAUGCUAAUCAAUUUGGGUUUGUUGCGACCCCAUUCCAGGAGCAGCCGUUACAUCACCAAAAGGUUCAUGCAGCACCAUACCCAUCAACCUUGGUGGGUUUCCAUAAUCAUCACAUGCCAGUUGCAACAAAUGGAUACUUACCGUACCACCCUCAACCUGGACAUUUCUACACGAACCCUGUCGGAUAUGGCAUGGCUGGAAACCAAUGUGUUGACUUCUCAAUGCAGUACAGUAAUGUACAUCCUUACGCAGGUCCUGAGUUUGGUUUUGUACCUGCACAGCCAGUCCACAAGACUCCGGUGAGCUUUAACACCAUGCCACCAACUGCGCUCUUCAGAAAUGGAGCGCCAGCAGUGAUGAAUCCUGUCAUCGUAAAACCAGAGAGGCAACAUCAGAUUGCCCUUACUCCUGAAUCAAAGCAGGUGGGUCCUCAGAACGGCUGUUCAGAAGACAAGAAGCCGCAAGAUGCCUCUGCGCCUUUCUCGCUGUUCCAUUUCAACCUUCCCAUAUCCUCUCCUGCCCAGGUGUCCCAGGCAUCAUCCAAAGACGAUGAGGCGAGUGGAGGAUCUAUGGCGUCGAGAACAUCAACUCCAGCAGGUCAAGCUCAACCCUGCUCAAGGGAGGAGACCAACAUAAAGGAGUACAACCUGUUCUCUGCCAGGACUGGAGUCAAAUUUUCGUUCUUCUAGACAACAGACUCAGCUAUUAUUUGGCACAGCACAAUACAUAGCGAGUGAUUUGUAUUCUCCAAAAAAGAAAACAAAAUAAGGUAACUCGAGGUUUUUACUGUCUUUCCCUCGAAUAUUUAUUUCUUCUUCCGUUUGUUUUGGUUGCACUUGUGUGUAAGGAAAAUUGCAAAGAUAGAGUGGUAUAGUUUCUAAAUUUUG
Molecule: messenger RNA, 3765 nt
Organism: Oryza brachyantha (malo sina)
Lineage: Eukaryota; Viridiplantae; Streptophyta; Magnoliopsida; Poales; Poaceae
Exons: 8
Coding region: 85-3567 (1160 amino acids)
Source: RefSeq, a predicted model, not a curated record